AUGCAUAAUUUCUAUGGAGACUUCAAUGCGACGAUUUCAGCUGACGAGAGGAGAAGUUGCAGGUCAGGAGACAUGGCCAGCUCGAGAGAAUUUGCGGAGGCCAUAAAUACGGCUAAGCUUAUUGAUGCAGCCUUUUCUGGGAACCGUUUCACAUGGUCCAACAACGAAGGAGGUCAGGCCCGAGUUUGGGCUUGUUUGGAUAGGGUUCUCCACAACCAAGAAUGGUCCUUUGCUUUCCCGUCCUUCCAUGUGGUGCAGGACGCCUGGAAUGCAAAAAAUUCAACCCAUCCGAUUUUUAAUGUCCUCCUUAAGCUCAAGAAAGUUAAGGAGGCCCUGAAGAAGUGGAACAAAGAAGUGUUUGGUAAUAUCUCUGUGCAGCAGCACAACCUCGAUCUUAUGGCGCUCCCCUCCUUGCAUGAGGUCCAUCAGAUCGUGCUUGCCAUCCCAGCAGACGGAGCAGCUGGCCCAGACAGAUUUUCUGGGGCAUUUUAUUUAGGGUGUUGGAAUAUCAUCGCCCAAGAAGCUGCUGUCUAUGUAUUCCAGGGAGGGCCUAUUCCGCAGGCAGUCAAUGUAUCUCUCAUUUGCCUCAUCCCCAAGUCUAAUUCGCCAAGUAGCUUCGCCAAUUUCGGGUCGAUUAGCCUCUACAACUGCCUCUAUAAAAUAAUCGCAACUAAGCUAAGUUACAUUCUCCCUUCCUUGAUUUCUCUAGAACAGGGCGCCUUUAUCCAAGGCAGGGCCAUAACGGAUCAUGUUGCGCUUGCCCCGGAACUUUUUAGAGACAUCAACAGGAAGUCCUGGGGUAGCAACAUAGUGAUGAAAGUGGACAUGGAAAACGCAUAUGACAAACUGGACUGGGGCUUCCUCAAGAAAGUGUUAUCACAGUUCGGCUUCAGUUCUGACUAG
Messenger RNA from Magnolia sinica, 903 nucleotides. RefSeq lists its product as uncharacterized. The transcript is spliced from 3 exons. The record is from RefSeq and is a predicted model, not a curated record. Lineage: Eukaryota; Viridiplantae; Streptophyta; Magnoliopsida; Magnoliales; Magnoliaceae. The coding region runs from base 1 to 903 and encodes 300 amino acids.